AAGGUAUAUAGAGGGGUGGCAGCUGCCGCCCACAGCAAGUCCAGCUGCCCGGCACCAACAUGCUCGCCCUGGAGGCUGCACAGCUCGAUGGGCCACACUUCAGCUGUCUGCAGUACCCAGAUGGCGUCUUCUACGACCUGGACAGCUGCAAGCACUCCAGCUACCCCGACUCAGAGGGGGCUUCUGACUCUCUGUGGGGCUGGGCCGAGGCCCCCCCUGUCCCAGCCACCUCCUAUGAAGGCUUUGACCCAGCAAUGGCCACCUAUGGUCAUCCCUCAGCUACCCAGCUCUGCUAUGGACCCUCAGCCUACAGUCCUGCAGGGAAUCUGGACCCAGCUCCCAGCCUGGAGGCCUCUGGGCCCAGCCUCCCAGCAUACCCCAGCGAGGACUUCACCAGCCAGACUCUGGGCCCCCUGGUGUGUGCCCCGUACCCCAGCCCAGUGCUGUCAGAGGAGGAAGACCUGCUGCUGGACAGUCCUGCCCUUGAAGUCUCAGACAGCGAGUCGGACGAGGUCCUCAUGACUGGCCCUGAAGGAAGGGGAUCCGAGGCAGGGGCCCGCAAGAAGCUGCGCCUGUACCAGUUCCUGCUGGGGCUGCUGACACGCGGGGACAUGCGCGAGUGCGUGUGGUGGGUGGAGCCGGGCGCCGGCGUCUUCCAGUUCUCCUCGAAGCACAAGGAGCUCCUGGCGCGCCGCUGGGGCCAGCAGAAGGGCAACCGCAAGCGCAUGACUUACCAGAAGCUGGCGCGCGCGCUCCGCAACUACGCCAAGACCGGCGAGAUCCGCAAGGUCAAGCGCAAGCUCACCUACCAGUUCGACAGCGCGCUGCUGCCGGCCGCCCGCCGGGCCUGAGCGCACCGAGCCUCGCCUGUGGAGCCGCUUGGGGACCUCAUGGCCCAGCCAGGACCCCUCCAGAGUCCCUGGGUCACCUUGGCGUCAUGGCACUCUAGGACAUAGGAUCCAUGGAUCCCUACAUUUGGGGUGGGGGCUGCCACAAUCCCUAAGCCCUGCCCAGGGCCCCUCUAGGACUCCCCAGUGUGUUUCUGGGACUCUUGUCAUGUACAGGAUCCCCCAGGAUCGUCAUGUUUUGAGUCACAGGACCUAUGGACCACUGUAUUGUGUGUGGCAGGCAGGGGGGUGGGGCAUGGGCAGUGUGUCCAGAAUUCCAAGAACUUCUGGGGGAUUCCCCUUAUGUCUGAGGUCCCCUCCAUCCAGGCCAGUCACCUCUUUGAAGCCCCUUGUGUCUGUGAACCUUCAAACUCAUCAGAUCAUCACACCAGGAGGGGGCGCUGCCAGAAACCUUAAACCCUGGGGUGGGGCGUGGGGUCCCUUUGGGAUCCCCUUCUCAAGUCUGGAUCCCUGUUGUCAGAUCUGAGGUCCCCUGGUUACGUCUAAAGCCCUCUGUGGAACCCUUUAUCUUCCCAGAUCUCUGUCCAUCUAUGGUUCUUGUCACUCUGUACCCCCAGAUCCCUUUGCCAUCUUUGAGAUCCCCUGUUCUAUGGAAUCACUCUACUAUCACUUUUGAGGGGCAGGGGGGGGGAGUCUGGAACUCUCUAAUCACAUCUAGAGCCCCUUUGUGAUCCUUUGGUUAUGUCUGAAAUGACUUGUUAGGGUCUAGGGUUGGGGUAGGGGUUCAGUAGCACUUAGUUUGGGCCCCUCUUGUCAUAUCUGGGAUCCUCCAGUCACAUCUGAGACAACCCCCCCUCAGGGGAUCCCUUAGAAGUCCCAAAGGAGGUCUGAGAUCUCUGGACCUUCCUGGGGUGCCCUUUGUAGGCCCCUGUGAGCACCCUUCUGCCACCACGGGGAUUUCUGUGUGUUGGGCGGCCUCCCCCCUCCCAUGGCAAUUCUAGGGAGAGGUCUCAAGCUGGUGAAUCCCCACCCCCACCCAGGCAAACUAGGUCCCUGGUGGUGUUUUCUUUAGUUCACUGAAGCGUUUUGAGGGGAAGAACCUGAAUUAACAGCCAAUCUUUGAAAUAGGGAGAUGUUUCAUGGUCCAGAUUUCUGGCUUCGCUUAAAUCUUUGGACGAUCUGGUGACAGUGAGCCAGCUUUUUGAUGUGAAGAGGUUGCAGCAGGAGAGUGGCCUCCUCAUAACGCAUCAUCUAUUCUUGCACUUCCUUGGUCCCAAUAUUGAGUUUCUACCCUGUGCAAAAACCCAGCAGGAGCCAGAGCCUGCCUGGGUGGGAGCUGUCACUUGGGAACCAUGGGAGUCAAAGGUCCAGAGCCUCAGGGCUGGGUGGGCUAAGCAAGUGAAGUCUCAGUUUGUCCCUCUGAAAAGUGGGGGAAAGGAGAAGGAUCUCAAAAAACCCUCGCAAGCUGGUCUGGGUGGUGCACACCUGUAAUCCAAGUUACUGGGGAGGCUGUGGCAGGAGAAUUGCAAGUUCAGGGCCAGGCUGGGCAACUUAGUGAGAUCCUGCCUCAAAAUAAUAAAAGGGUCUGAGGAUCCAGCUCUGUGGCAGAGCACUUGCCCAGUACAGAUGAGGCCGUGGGUUCCAUCCCAGCACAAAAACAAAACCCAAACCACCUGUCAGCCCCCUUGAAUUUCAACACAUCUCCUGAAAUCCACCCCCAAGGAGGGUGGGAGGAGGAGAAGCCUUAAGGACCCAGAGAAGGUCCAUGUUGGCAUACCCAGCACACAGCGUUGGUGCUAAUCCUCCCUGGGGCUUCUUCCUGCAAAGAAGGUACUUUAUACAAAAGCUAUCAUCAUCACCCUAAACGUGGAAUAAAAAUAAAGCAAAAGGAGUCAAAGUGGA
This is a messenger RNA of Marmota monax (woodchuck), 2750 nucleotides long. It is a transcript of the gene Spib, whose product is annotated as Spi-B transcription factor. Lineage: Eukaryota; Metazoa; Chordata; Mammalia; Rodentia; Sciuridae. Bases 60 to 851 code for a protein of 263 amino acids. Gene Ontology annotation, cellular component: nucleus. The transcript is spliced from 6 exons. The record is from RefSeq and is a predicted model, not a curated record. Gene Ontology annotation, molecular function: sequence-specific DNA binding; DNA-binding transcription factor activity, RNA polymerase II-specific. Gene Ontology annotation, biological process: cell differentiation; regulation of transcription by RNA polymerase II.